Molecule: messenger RNA, 7121 nt
Organism: Trichobilharzia regenti
Lineage: Eukaryota; Metazoa; Platyhelminthes; Trematoda; Strigeidida; Schistosomatidae
Source: the annotation of a GenBank genome assembly
CUUUAUUUAUCAUUCAUCACAAUGUACAAAACCUGCAAAGUCUUCCUCUUUUGUUUGUUCAUAGUCUUUAUUCUCCGCAGAUAUUCAAAAUAUUUCUAAACAUAAGAAUGGUUGAUUCAAUAAAUUACAAUGGAGGCAUAUUUAGAUUUAUUCCAUUUGAAAAUAAAACUUGGAUAAUUGAUCUUUUACAAGAUAGUGUCGAAAAGCAAGAAGUUCAACUACUCAUCAGCCUACUCAUCAUAUCCUGUAUAUUCAGUAUACUGACAAUUAUAAAAGUAAUAUUUAUUCGUUGUACUGAGAAGUCAGCAUUGAGCAACAAUGAUAAAAAGUCAUCUGAAACAUUACAUCAUCAUUCCAAUACAAUAGAAUUAAUUGACAGAAAUGAAUCAUAUAAAUCAUAUAAACCAAAUUACAAAACUACAGAAAGUGAGUAUUUUUGUUUUAAUGAUACUUUAGAAUGGGAUGAUGACAUGUCACUGUUAAAUAGUCAAUACAAUAAAAUAAACAACACAAGGCGGCAUUAUCAGCAAUUUGAAAAUAACGAUGGUGAUAAUAAUAAUAGUAUUAAUAGUAAUCAUAUAUCUGAACACAUUUCACAAGGAAAGAUGUCAGUCUCUGAAGAAAUGUUGAGUACACAACAGUACAGUAACAGAACGCAUCAACAAUAUACAGAAUCCAGGGAUAUCUCUAAUAAUAAUAAAAGUUUAUCAGAUAAAACCUACAGAUUAGAAUUGUCUAAAUUUCAUAGAAAAUAUUUAAUUCAUUUAUCUGUCUAUUCUGCUCUGUUUGUUAUGUGUUUUAUUGGAUUCUUGGCCAGUUGUAUAGUGUUAAUAAGAAAUGAACAAACUUUACUACAACAAAUUAAUAGUCUUCCAUCAGAUUUGAAAUUAAUUUGCUUACAUAUUGGAGAAUUUAUUCAAUAUGCUAUAAAUAAUGCUUAUACUCUAACAACCACUCAUAUCCAUAAUGAUGCAUUACGUCACCCACCUGAUAAAAGUCGAUUAAGUCAAUUUGUUCAAAGUAUUAAAUAUUUUAUAGCUGAAUUAACUACUUGUUUAACUACUGAUUUAUGUGAUGCAAGUAGUAUUAAUGUGGCCGGUUUAAAUUUAUUGCCAAGAAGACAAGAAAAUCAAGAAAAGAAUUUAACUUUAAUUCAGUUAUUAAAAGCGAUUGAAAUAAAAUCAUAUAUGACGCUAAAUAGUUUUGAUUCAGUUUUUCAAAAAUAUGUAAAUUUAAACAAUGUGGCUAGAUCAAUGAAUAAUGAAAUGAUUAGAAGAAUUGAACGCUCAUGGUAUGAAUAUCGACAGAGUUUAUCACCUUUUAACUUUCAAUUCACCUCUUCAAAUGUAUAUAAUGAAAAAAUCAAUAGUAAUAAUACGAGCUCAACAUCACUAAUAUCCUCAAAUUGGUGGAACACUUCACCUGUCAUACAGGAAACUAAAAAUACUUUGUGUAACAGUUCAACUGUUUCACAACUUGUUGACUUCAAAUCAUGCAAAGACAUUGAUGAGUUUUUAUUAGAAUUAAUAAACUAUUGUACACAUCUUCCGGUAACUUUACCAUUGAACAGUGUAUCAUCUGUUUUAAUCUAUGAUUUGAUACCGCAAGCAUUGAAUAUUGAACAUCUGAUAAACAAUUGGUUACCAGUAGUUAAUAAUUUAUCUAGUAAUGGUGUUAACUUUUUGUUUGAAAUGUAUUUAAAACCAAAAAUUAUUGAAACUAAUCAAAAGAUUUCAGCCUAUGCUAGAGAAUAUCCACCGAGUAAAUCUAUUGAAACAUUGAACCAGCUUUUACGUUACAUUAGUAUUGGAAUGACUGUAUUUUUUAUCAUGCUUAUUGUGUUGUGUAUGAUUACGCUUACUUUGUAUAUUCAUGUACUCAUCUCACGCAUACAAUAUAUGAAAAAUCAAAAGCUACAAUAUAAUAGUUAUUUCAGUAAACAUUUUCGCCUUGAAAUGCAUCCGAAUCGAUCAGUAUGUUUACGACUCACAGUGUGUACAGUUUCUCUGAUAAUUCUUUUAUUUAUUAUAUUUAGUCUAUCGUGUGUAUAUCUUUCUGUUAUAAGUACAGAAGAAGGUUGUACAUAUCUAACGCCUAAUAAUUUAGCACAAACCAAAGCUGAUGAAUUAAUUACAAGUUAUUUGAAAACAUUGAUUUACAGUAUAAAACAAAUACAUAACUUUUUAUUAAUUGAUAAUAUAAAUUUACAAAUACCACAGAAUAUUUUAAAAACACUAAAUUCAGAAUAUGUCCGAGGACAUUUACCAUUAUUACGAAGUUUACGGAUUAAUCGACCGUUUAAUUUCACCGCUGCACUGAACUCUGAAUACACUGGUUCAAUGUUAAAAAGAGUCUGGGAUAAAGAGGUUAUAAAAAAAUUGAGUAGCUCUAAUUUGAAAUCAAAAAUUCCAUCUAUUAACCUAAAAGAGAUCUAUGAGCAAACAAAGGUGACCUUGAAACUCGAGAAUUCCUUCGAUAGUUUGCAUGUUGGUAAUAUAACAGAGUAUUUCGUUGACCCCGGAAAGAAUUACUUCAUGAUACUUCUACGUAAUCUUCAAAAUAUAUCACAGUCUAGAAAUGAAAAUCUUAUUAAUUUUUACAAUAAGCUAAAUCGUCUGUAUACUGAAUAUUAUGAUGGUUAUAUAUUUGUUCAAAAGAACUUAGAUAUAAUUCAGGAGAAUAAAGCUAUUCUACAACCAUUGGAUAGUCUUGUCAAUAUGGGAUCCAGUAUGCUAGAAAAGAUUCAAGCAAUGUCUGACUCAAACCUUCGAAGCCUGAUUGAUCAAUUACUUCCUGUAUGUUGGUCUCAGUUGAAACCGAGUAUACAGCGUAACAUAAUCCCGUUCAUUUCAAAUCUACUCGAUGAUAUGAUACCAUUUGAAGGGUUAAAUGACAUUUAUGUACAGACUGUUGGUUCUGUUUGUCAGGAGAUGACGACGACUACUACUACUACGACAACGACGACGACUGUUACACAUGAUAAAGAUCCACAUCAUGGAAAUGCUAUACUGCCUGAAUUAAAAUUAUUGGGGAUUGCAGCUUCAGCUGCAACAUUACACUUAUCAUCAUCAUCAUCAUAUUGGAUUGACAAAUAUCCUAUACACAAAAUGGAUUCUAGUCGUAUUCUAUCAAGUGAAAUGAUGAUAUCAACCACAAAUAGUGGUUGUAUGGGUAAUAAACAAUCCUUGAAACUGCCAUCUACAAAUAUGAAUAUGGAGAACAACUUUAAAUUGCUAGAUAUUUACGCUUUAAUUGAACAAAUUUCUAUUGAGAAUUUAUGGUUAGCUCAUCAAUUAGUGAAUUCAGAGCAUGGAAGUAUGAAAGAUGCAGAGACAGGGAAUACACUACUACAUUAUUUAAUUUUAUCAGUUUCUAAAUUAGUAGUUAAACAGCAAAAUAGUAGUAGUAUUGAUUUAUCUGAUUUAUCUAAAAAUUUAUAUCCUGAAUGGGCUUCAGCAAUUGUUGGAUUAGUUUAUCGUCUUGUUAUACACGGUCGAUGUUCAAUUAAUGCACAAAAUAAUAUGGGAAAUACACCAUUGCAUUUAGUCUGCCUUCUACCUUACACGGAAUUUUUAACAGUGCAUUUAAUACGUUUAGGAGCUGAUCCAGAAAUUAAGAAUAAUUGUGGUCUUCAUAUCUAUUACAACUGUGAAGAAAGAAGAGCUUGGUUAGUAAAAAAUUUGCCUGGUUUAAACUGUGGUAUAUGGAAUGCAAUUAGAAGAGAAGAUCUGUCUAAAGUAGAUUAUUAUUUAUCCUGUUGGUGUCGAACUGUAGCAAAUCAACCAAGUGGGAAAAGUUUAUUCGAGUGUGCAAUGUCAACGGGUAAUUAUGAAUUAGUCAGGCAUAUUGAUCAAGCACGUAACACAAAUGAGUUGAUUGCAGCAACAUUGGCAUUAGAUUUAAACUAUAUGGAGAGUCUUUUAUCGACAAAGAUUGAAAAGGAAAGGUGUCAGGUGAAUAAAUGUGAUGUAACCUUUGAUCCACCUCGUCCUUUAAUCGCCGAAUUGAAAAUGUUAUAUGGCUCUAAAGCGAAUGAAGCUGUUGAAUUACUUAUAAAAUAUGGUGCAUCUGAUGAAUUACUCUACCAUGAUGCAGUCAAACAGAAAAAAAUGGCCUUUGUCAACUCUUCAUUUUAUCUGCAAGUAAAAACAGCUAGAACAAUGCUAGAUUUAAAUAAAGCAUGGGAAUUAAUUGAUCAUCCUUCAUUUCAACCAAAACUUCGUAGACAUACAGAUCAGGCAACUUAUUUGCAUUUUUUAGUUGAACGUUAUAAAAGCUUAAGAUGUCAGCCAAAUUUACAACGUGGUUUAAUUCGGCUUAUGGCUAAACUUGCCAUAUCUGGUGUUGAUCUACAAGCACGUGAUACUUCUGGAAAUACUGCCUUACUUUGUGCUGCUAAAGUGAAUCAUGUUGUAAAUGAAGAUGUUACAGAGUUAGCUGAAGAACCAGUUUCUCAACAUGGUGAUGAAGAGAAUAAUGAAGAAGACGCCACUGAUGUACAAGAAGAUGUUCAGAAUAAUGAAGAGGCAACAGGUUCUUCAGAACACAGACCUGAAUCUGUUACUGACAUGGAUAAAACAAAUGCGGGAGAAGAUAUUACUGAAGUUGGUAAUGUAGACAAUAAAAAAGAUGUGAUUGGUAGCAUAGAAGUUUCUGUAGAAAAUACAUCUGAUCAGUCCAAUACGUCUACACCGAUUCUGUACCGUCCAGCAACAGAAGAGAUAAAGGAACCAUCCAAUUUGUACAUGAAAAUUCCACAUUUCAGUGAUCAACGUUUGAUUUCUGUUUUAAUUCAACUGGGUUUGGACAGUUCAAUUCCAUGCAAUGAUGGUUAUUCAGUAUAUCAUGAAAAUUACAUUCCUAAAGGUGUAUAUACUAUCGCUAGAAAUAUACAAACCAGUCUACUGAAAUGCAGUAUUAAACAAUCCAAAGGUAUGAUAGAUCAUCCAGGCAUUUGGCCAAUUGUCGAUAGACUAGUUUACAGUAUACAACAUAAUAAAUCAGAAGAUAUCAUCAAUUACUUUUAUACUGAAUUAGAGAAUACAAUUAAAGCAAAUCUAAUUUGGUUAAAAGCAAAACGCUCUGGAUUAACAGUCAUAGAAUGGAUUAAAUCAUUAUGGAGUCAUCAAAAUCAUUGUGAAAAGUCAACUGAAUUAAUGUCUGCCAAAGUGAUAAACAUGCUGCAAAGUUAUAUCAGUUUAACUGAAUUCGCUAUCUACGCUUUAGCCGGUGAUGUAAAACAGAUGAAACAAUGUUUAGCAAUGGGUAAAGGUCAACUGAAAGCUAAAUUACACAUGGAAAAAUAUUUAAUUAGCAUCAAUAAAAAUCAGGCAAGGGCAAAUUUUAUAUCACGUCCAUUAUUGAUUCAUGUAAUGGAAUAUUCUACACCAGAAGUAUUAAAGCUUAUGAUACAAUCUGGAGCUAAUUUAAGUGAAUAUUAUUCAGAAACAGAACCAUUUGGUCCGGUGGCAUUUUGGAGUUUCAAAGAAUUUGUCAGUCUUCAGCACACAUAUGAAGUUAUUAAAGAAGCUCCUAUUCAUUUAAGAGACUCGAAUGGAUCUUCAUUAUUUCAUUGUGCUGCAAAUCUAUUCCGUGUAAUACAUCCAGAAGAUAUGAAUGGAUUUCAUUGGGCGAGUUUGAUUUUAGCUACAGUAUUAAAGCGAGGAGUGAAAAUUUAUUAUCGAGAUGUCUGGGGAAGAACUGGACGUGAUUUAUUGGACAAGAAAACGCAGAAAUUAAUGUACAAAGAUAGUGAUUUUGAUGAGAAAGAGGAGGAUUUUAGACCAUUUGAAGAAAAGGGUCCAGAUCCUUUUGAUCUAUAUGAAAUAAUCGAUUCAGAUAGUGGUAAUGUACUGACAGCUGAACAAUUAAUUGAUCGUCAAAUCACUCUCCAGGUAUCUGCAAAUCAUUUACACUCGAUAGAAGAAUUAAUUCUUUAUGGUUAUAAUUAUCUGCAUUUAGCUAAUUCUGGUCCACCAAAGUAUAAAUCUGCAAGAAAUAUAGCUGAAUGUAAAGAGUACACUGAAAUGUUAACACUGUAUGAUACAGCUGAUCAGUAUCGAUUAGAAAUGAGUAAUGUUCAUAGAACUGUUUUGAACGGAGAUUAUCAUCAUUUUCUUCGAUUAGUUAAUAUGAAAAAAGUUAUAAUGAGUCGUGAUUGGCGAGAACGUUCACUACUACAUCUAGCAGUACUCUAUCGUAGAACAGAUUUUGUUCUUCAAUUAAUUGAAUUAUAUCCAGACCUUGUGAAUUAUCAAGAUUGUCUUGGACGUACUCCACUGCAUUAUGCAAUUUGUUUGAAUGAUAAUCGCCGGUUAUUUUUAAAAAUUGUUGCUAAAUCUGGAUUAGUUAAUAAACAGACUAAAGAUUUACGAAAUAUCUCAAUUAAUCAGUAUGGUGAAUUUUAUGAGAAAAAUAUUCCUGAAUAUCGAAAUUUAAUCAAUUCAGAAAAAUCAUGUAUUUUACUUGAACCAAAUUGGCCAGAUCAUAGAAUCAUUUCAUUGACAAUUGAAACAAAUAAUGAGUCAGUCAUCGAGAAAGAAGAAGAUUCUAGUAGUCAGAACAAUGCAAAGUUAGCAAAUGAACAAACAGAAGAAAUUGACAAUUCUUUAUUAUUUCCAAUCCCUAGUGCAUUUAAUGCCUGUGAGUUGAAACGGAUUAACUCAGCAUUUAACUGGAAACAACGGACAUAAGUCAGGAUCUAUAAAUGAUACAACGUUUACAUCGUCAUAAUCAGGACUGUCAAGAAAAACAAACUUUGGACAUUUUCUCUUUUCGACUAUCCACUUUCAAGAAGUUUCUCGUCUUCGUUUAGUAUUUCAACGACGGGAAUUUUCGUUUGGAUUUCCAUUCUGUAAUCAUUUUAUAAUUAUCCAUCUUCAAAUGUAAUGAAUUAUGAAAAAAAAACUUUUGUCUAUUCCACUGAUACAGUCGAACGUCAGUCAGCAGACCAUAAGAUCGAGGCAGGAACCACCUAUUGGAAUUUAAGGUGGCUGAUAAUACCACAACCCUUAAAUAUUACUGCAGCAACAACUCGAUCUUAGUAUUGUCCAAGAUUUGUCGUGGACGUAUCAUCACAAGACUGGAUGACAUCUUCCGCAUUGACUUUGUAAAAAAAACAU